Synchiropus splendidus (mandarinfish) is the source of this 2031-nucleotide messenger RNA. Its product is annotated as leukocyte elastase inhibitor-like. Bases 841 to 1983 code for a protein of 380 amino acids. Gene Ontology annotation, biological process: negative regulation of endopeptidase activity. The transcript has 7 exons. The record is from RefSeq and is a predicted model, not a curated record. NCBI's taxonomy places the organism in Eukaryota, Metazoa, Chordata, Actinopteri, Syngnathiformes, Callionymidae. Gene Ontology annotation, molecular function: serine-type endopeptidase inhibitor activity.
UUGUCAGUGGACCAGAGCCGGGUCCCGGGCGGCCGGCCUCGGGAUCGAGUGUCUGGUAGGUUUAUUUUGCCGGACAUUCCCGCGGUCAGCGUGUCAGCGCCCCCCGGACCUGGGAGCCCGGCCCCAUGAGUCCACAAGUUCUCACUUUUUCACCCGACUCAGCAGAAUCUGACACUGUUGCCGGACCUCUCCGUGAGCAGAACCUGGACUUGGGUCCUGGACACAGAGACCCGGACAGACUGGACACGCUCCAGUCGUCACGAGUCAGAGUCUCCGGGUUUUGAUCGGGUACAUCGUCACAUGACUCACGACUGAUGGGUUAGCGAUGACCAGUCACUGAGUCAUUAUAGACUGGACUGGUUUUGUGAGUCCAGCAGCCGCUGCAUCGGACUCGUCCCCUGACUCGACCGUCUGGUUCUGGAGGUACAAAGCUAACGACUCUUCAGCCAAGUUACGAGUGCCACUUUGAGUCACAGGUCUGACACUGAGUCACAAGUCUUCUUUGAGUCCUACCUGGCGAGUCUGGCACCUGAGGACCGGACGCUCGCCGACAGACGCGGCGACCGAAGAGUGUGAGUGAGCCACUGACCCUGGGUAGCUGGGAGCGCCGGCCAUCCCCAGGACCUUCUUCUCCGUCCCCACCAUGUUCCUCAUGGGUCUCCUCGGGCUUCAGGCUCCAGUGGAUCCAGAGAUGGCUGGCGACUGAGGAGCUUCUGCAGCGGCACAGCAGAUGUCCCGGGCUGCGCGCGGCUGUGUAUAAAUGAACCUGUGACCUGCAGGCUGCCCUGCUGCUGAGGCUCUGGCUCCAGGAGAACCUUUGUCUUCAUCUUCGUCUUCAUCAUGGACUUGGUCAGCGGCUCCAACAACAGCUUCAGUCUGGACCUGUUCCGGACCCUGAGCCGGGCCCAGCCCGGUCAGAACCUCUUCAUCUCGCCGCUCAGCAUCAGCUCGGCCAUGGCCAUGGUCUACCAGGGGGCGCGGGGGGACACGGCCGCCCAGAUGGCUCAGGCCCUGUCCUUCACACCCGGCCAGGACGUCCACGGCGGCUUCCAGAGCCUCAACAGCCAGAUCCGGGCGACGUCCUCAUCCUGCACCCUGAAACUGGCCAACCGACUCUUCGGGGAACGCUCUCUGGGCUUCCUCCCGGAGUUCCUGGACAGCACCCAGAAGUUCUACCAGGCCGAGCUGAAGCCCCUGGACUUCAUGGGGGCGGCGGAGGAGAGCCGCGCGGAGAUCAACGGCUGGGUGGAGCAGCAGACGGAGAGUAAGAUCCAAGAGCUCCUGCAGCCGGGCGCCAUCACCCCCACCACCCGCCUGGCCCUGGUCAACGCCCUGUACUUCAAGGGCGACUGGAUGUGGCGCUUCGGUGCCGCCGACACCCGAGAGAUGCCCUUCCACAGCCCCAAGGACGGAACCAAGCCAGUCCAGAUGAUGCACCAGGUGAAGAAGAUGCCAUACAACUACGUCCCCGAGUUGGAGCUGCAGGUGCUGGAGCUGCCGUACCAGAGCCAGGAGCUCAGCAUGUUCGUCCUGCUGCCGGAGAAGUCCAGCAACGGCAGCGACCCGCUGCUCAAGGUGCAGGACGCGCUGACCCCGGAGAAGCUCGAGGAGUGGACCUCCAGGGAGGCGAUGGACGCUGGCGCCGAGGUGCACGUCCACCUGCCCAGGUUCAGGCUGGAGGACCAGCACGAGCUGAAGGAGCCGCUGGCCCAGCUGGGCAUGCGCCACCUCUUCUGCGCCGACACGGCCGACCUCUCGGGCAUCUGCGGUCAGGGCGGGCUCUUCCUCUCCACGGUGGUCCACAAGACCUUGGUGGAGGUGAACGAGGAAGGCAGCGAAGCGGUGGGCGCCAGCGCCGCCGUGGCCAGCUUCUGCAUGCUGAGGGAGGAGCACUUUAUGGCCGACCACCCCUUCCUCUUCUUCAUCAAGCACCACCAGAGCAAGGCCGUCCUCUUCAUGGGCCGCUUCUCCUCGCCCCAGUAGGACGCCACUCCCCCCGACCUGGUUACGCAUCCUUCACAAUAAAAGCCU